UCGCUCUGGAGAGCAAGGCUGGUGCCUGAGGCCACGCCAAUGCUAAGCGUGUUCCUCAGACAGGCUUUGGUCGCGUUCGGGUGCCCGGCAGGCGUAGUCAAGGCUGCAGGCUCUGGGCCUGCCCUCCCUGGGUUAGGGGGGCGGGUAGAGUAGAGGUCAGGCCGGCUAGGCAGGGUGAGCACACAAGGCUUGGGAAUGCAGGUCCACCCAGUUCAGCCUGGUGGAAAAUUGCCCUAAAACCGGAGAAAUAGGGUCGAUAUGAGGCCAGAGUCCAGGCAAGUGCCACUGUCUCUCCGCCCCAGGCUGCGACUUGCAGGUUAUGGCGUAUAUGUAUACCCAAAUUCUUUCUUCCGUUAUGAAGGAGAAUGGAAGGGAGGAAAGAAACAUGGUCAUGGGAAGCUGUUGUUUAAAGAUGGAAGUUAUUAUGAAGGUGAAUUUGUGGAUGGAGAAAUCACUGGGGAAGGCUACCAACACUGGGCCUGGUCAGGAAACACCUACUCUGGACAGUUUGUUUUAGGAGAGCCUCAAGGACAUGGCAUCAUGAAGUACAAAGCUGGAGGUCACUAUGAAGGGGAGCUCUUCCACGGCCUGAGGGAAGGACAGGGGUUUCUGGAGGACCAGGAUGGGCAGGUGUACCACGGUUCCUUCCAUGACAACAAGAGACAUGGCCGUGGACAGAUGAUCUUUAAGAAUGGUGACAAGUAUGAAGGCGACUGGGUUCGAGACCAGCGUCAGGGACAUGGGGUGCUGUGCUGUGCCGAUGGCUCUACAUAUGAGGGACAGUGGCACAGUGAUGUCUUCAGUGGGCUUGGCAGAUUGGCCCACUGCUCAGGAGUCACUUACUGUGGGAUGUUUAUCAAUGGUCACCCAGCAGCACAGGCUAAGAAAAUUGUGGUUCUGGGCCCAGAGAUACUAGAAGUGUUCCAAGGCUCUCCCUUCACAUUGAAUGUACAGCUGCAGCAAGAUGAUGGGGAGAUUGCCAAGAGUGAGAGUGGCCGGAUCCUGAAGAUCUCAGCUGGAGUCAGAUAUGUGCAACUCCCAGAAUACUCUGAGGUCAGCUUUUUUAAGAUGGAUGAAAAUCACAUGGAGACACUCAUCCAGACACCAUUUGGGUUCCAGUGUAUUUCCUAUCCUUUGUCCAUCCCCAUGUCCUGGGGACUGGAGCCUGGGUCUACUGUGGAAAGUUCCAGAGCUGACAUACUACUCUCCAAGAGAGACUCAGAGCCAAUGCUGGAUUAUUCAGGAGCCUUCCAUGGCCAGGGAGACACCCCCAGCAUUCUGCCAGCAAGGAGAUGUGAAUCCUGUUGUCCUGCAGUCUGUCAGCGAGUGGAACAAGGCUGUGCCGAGUUUGUGGACAUCUUCCUUGGACCUCCUCCACCUGGGAUGCAGCCCUUUCUCUUCCUACCCAGCAUGCUUGAGAAGAGCGGCAAUAGACCCAAAGGUGGCCAGAAUUCCCCAGAGGUGGUACCCACUGUCCAGGAGCCUCCAAAAGGCACCAGCAAAGAUUGGGCCCUGCAGCCAAGAUGCCAAGGGUAUAAUUUCAGUCAGCCAAGGCCUGAUGGAACCACAGUGGAGCCAUCGACAUCUGCGUAUCUAGGUAGGCAUUUUGGUGUGGACCACAAAGAAGCCCAUCACUGUACUUACAAAGGCAGACGCAAACUGGGGGACAGACAUGCUUCCUGCCAAUACAGGCCUUUGGAGGUGGGGGGUUGGGAAGGCACAUGCCCAGGUAUCCUAGAGGUGGAUGGAGAUGUGUGGACUGUGAGUAGAGGAAAAAUCACAAGUGACUUCCAGGCCUUAUGAACAGGGGCCAAGGCUGUGAGGCAGCCAGGAAGAUUCACAGGUAAGAAGAAUGUUCCACAAAGGACGGAGCUGAGUAGGGUAGGGACCUUGGGUAAC
Molecule: messenger RNA, 1899 nt
Organism: Onychomys torridus (southern grasshopper mouse)
Lineage: Eukaryota; Metazoa; Chordata; Mammalia; Rodentia; Cricetidae
Gene: Morn1
Product: MORN repeat containing 1
Exons: 14
Coding region: 259-1803 (514 amino acids)
Cellular component (GO): cytosol
Source: RefSeq, a predicted model, not a curated record